This is a messenger RNA of Biomphalaria glabrata, 4303 nucleotides long. RefSeq names its product BET1 homolog. Lineage: Eukaryota; Metazoa; Mollusca; Gastropoda; Planorbidae. The transcript is spliced from 4 exons. Bases 136 to 471 code for a protein of 111 amino acids. Gene Ontology annotation, biological process: vesicle fusion with Golgi apparatus; endoplasmic reticulum to Golgi vesicle-mediated transport. Gene Ontology annotation, molecular function: SNAP receptor activity. Gene Ontology annotation, cellular component: Golgi trans cisterna; SNARE complex. The record is from RefSeq and is a predicted model, not a curated record.
UUUCCCGGAAGUAAACUUAAAACGAUGACGUCUCAUUUGAUAUGCAAACAAAAAAACAUUGAACCUGGUUUCAAACAUAUUUUGUAACUUUGUAAAAAAAAUUGUUUAAAAAUAGUAAAUAACAUCCCGUUAAAAAUGAGGCGCUCGUACUUAGCUAAUGGAGGAAACACAUCAUAUAAAGACACAUCUCAGAUGUUGGAGGAGGAAAAUGAACAAAUAGAGAAUGAACUGAAAGGAAAAGUAAAAGCUCUUAAAUCUCUCACAAUAGACAUAGGCAAUGAAGUGAGAGAGCAGAACAAAUAUCUUCAACAAAUGGAUGACAACAUGGAAUCAUCAGGAGGUUUGUUAACUAAAACAAUGGGUCGCUUGAAGUCCAUCACAAAUGCUGGCCACUGGAAGCUUUGGGUGUACAUGCUUCUCUUCGUCUUCUUCGUGUUCUUCAUGUGCUGGGUCAUCAUUAGAUUCAGAUAAUACUGGCCCCAGUUUUAUAGAUGUAAAUUAUUGAAAUGUUGGCAGUUGAGCUAGAGAUGACACUUGUGUUGAUUUGAUAUGCUUGUUCAAGGUUUUGAGGAAAGUAAUCCUCUUAUACAUAUGGAGGUUUCAAAGUUAUAUUUAAUUGUAAUGUAUUUUGUUUUUGGCAAACUACACAAAUGAUGAAAAUGGGUAAUUUUUUUAUUUCGUUAUCAAAAUUGAUUCAUGAUUUAAUUAUAAUUGGUAUUUAUUUUUCAGUGCAUUUCUAGUCAUUACAUACAUUUUAACAUUGAGAAAGCCUAACAUGAAUUGUGUUAGGGUUAGUUUAAAAAUUUAUGUUAAUAGUUUAUGAAACUUAUGUUAGCAUGUAUCAUGCAUGACAAAUUAAGUAGGUUUUUUGUUUAAUGAUCAAAUGAACGGAACAAUGAUAGCUGACAGUAUGGCUUUAAAUUUGAUAGCACCCUCUUGAAGAUUGAAAAAAAUCAUUAUCAAUAUACAAAAUAUUAGAUCAAACUGGAAAAAAAGUCAUUGUUAUUUGGGAUUCCAAGUUGUUGCUUUUAUUGGUGAGAAAAUUAGGAUUGUACAGUAUUAAUAAUAUCAUUGAAAUGUAUAAAGACAUCCUUAUGAGAGGAACUAUAAUUGAGAAAAAAAACUUAACCUUGAAUCCAGUGAAAAUUUUUUAAAAUUUUGUGAUCAUUAUUAGCACAUACAUGCACAUUGCAACAAAUAAACUUUCAUAGGAUGAAAUAGGAGCAUGAAGUUUAUUUUCUUACAAUUCCUCUUUUCAGCUUGAAAAUUCUUUUUUGAGUCAAAAAAACAAAAGCCUAGGUGGACACAGAUCUUAAAAUGGCUCUAACCAUUUUCAUAUAAAUUUGACAGUUUAUGUAUACAUUUUUGGCCACACAGGGAAAACUCUAGUUUGACCUUUAUGAUUUUUAAAAAUAAAAUAAUCUUUAAAAUAAAAUUUGGUCUGAAGUUUAUGACAAUCUAUAUCUUGCGCACACAUACCUCGGCGGAUAUUCCCGCAUGUAUCAUUUAAGAGUUAAAUAAAUUUUGCCCACUGUCUUCUAAGUCUGGGUCUUAGAAUUUUAUAUACUCUGAAUAUAUUUAUACUUUUGCUUAAUCAACCAGGAUUUCUUAAAAAGGGGGGGGGGAGGAAUUGGGACCGGAGAAAACUGUUGUUGUUUUUUUUUUAAACUUUAACUUAUCCCUCAUUUGUUAAUAGGAGCAAAAUAAUUGCUUUUACGAAACUUAUCAGCUGCCUGAAGGAGGAAUUGUCUUUUUGGAAAAAACUUUUUUUUUGUUACUUAUUUUUAUGUUACCUUUGAAACUGUUAUGUUUGUUUACACUCCUCAAAGUGAGCUCCCAUCCUGGGACAUAAGUCAUUUGUUAUUAUGUAUGAGUGUUCAUUCUCUUCCAUAGGACAAUGCUCAAAAAGAAGUGUGUAAUGAAAUUUAUCAUUCCUAGCAAAGACAUGGGAUUCUCCACCGUUAAAAUCAAUAUUAAAAUCUCCGUUAAGAAUGUAGCUGCCAUACUUUAAAAAAAAUAUAUAUAUUUUUUUGUACUGCUGGCUUACUUGUAUAAACUUAGUUUUUAAUUUACAUUAAAAUAUAUGUUUGAAUCUGACAAUUUUGUUUUUUUGAUAGGUUACAGCAUCCCAAAAUUAAAACAUUUUAAAAUGAUUGUAAACACUCUAAGAUAUGUGAUUUUUAUGAUAGUCUUGAUGAAAUAAAAACAACAUAUUCUCAAACUUCCUCAUUCAUCCAAUAUUUAUGUUACUCUAUCCAAUGUUCUAAGAUGUGCACUGUCAAUAAAGGACAACAUAGGUCUCAAUACAAUCACACAUGCUAUAGACGUAGUGCAUGUAACAUACAUUGGUGUCCAAGUUUUCUCCUUGUUCUGUUGUCACAGAAAUUUAAUAAAUUAUUGUAGACAAUUAAACAUAACAUAAUGAACAGAGACUUCGUGCUGAUAUAAGUAGACAUUUUAAGAUUAUCAUUUAUUACGUCAUAUCCUUUCAACUACUUUUUUACAAAAACAUUCACAACAAAUAAUGACGCAAUAUAAACAUCCUUUAUUUUAAAGUUCUUGUCAAAGUUUUUUAUCACAUUAUUUCUUUUGAACGUUUCACAAGUUGAGCAUUUCAUUAUUGUCAAAAAAAUAUCUGUGGACAAUCCUGGCCAAAACACACUUUGUCUUGCCAUCAAUUUAUAAGCAGCAUCUACACGUAAUCCUUUCAUAUCUAUCAUUUGGUUCUGUGUAUGCUUGUCAGCACGAAUUAAGCUUGUUGCUUUCUCUAAAGUUCUACCAGCGCUAUAAACCAAUCUGACACCAUGUUCUGUUUUCACAGGGAAUAAAUAUGUACAUUAUUUUAGACAAUUAAACAUAACAACUAAUUAGCAGAGACUUUGUGUUGAUAUAAGUAGACAUUUUAAGACUAUAAUUUUAUUACGUCACAUCCUUUCAACUACUUUUCACAAAAACAUCCACAACAAAUAAUGACCCAAUAUAAACAUAUUAGCACACUCCUUGGUUAACAUUGAUGUUUAUCUGCUUUGAAAAAUAAUUCCAUUUUGAAAUUGGAACAUUAUGAAGUAGAGUAGACCUACUAGAUUGCAGCACAGGAAUAGAGUUGGUCUUCUUCAGUAAAGGGCCAGUAUUUUUUUCUUUAAGUGGUCUGUUUCUGAAAGUCUUAUAUAGAUGUUAUAUAGAGGCCAUAAAACUUGGCUGUUGGGAUUAACCCAGCCACACAAUAGAAAGUAGAGUUUUUGCAUUUAAUUUAAAUUGUAGACAGCUUUUUGUUUUAUUUUAGUUUUCUGUUUUUUUUUUUUUUUUUUUAAUUGCUCACUUUGGUCGUAACUCAUUUGUGGAAAUUGGGAGGGGGGUGUGAGGGUCAUCUAGAGAAAUGUUUUUGUCCUGCUUUUAUGCGCUCAGCAAACACAACUCAGCUCAAGUACAGAUUCAAACUCUAGUCCCCAAUAAACAGUUUUUGCAUCUCUGUCGCAUAUCUUAUGAGAUAAAGGACUGUACCCUCUCUACUUUGGUCAUUUAUUUUCAUGUGGUAGGGUCUCUAGCCCAGUGUUUCCCAAACUGUUUUCCCCUGAACCCUAGUAUUCUGCGAGGCCUGAAUAGGCGUUCCACGAUACACUGGAGUAAUAAACUUGGAGGCCAUCACAUGAAUAAAUCUCUCUAAAAAGAAUAAGCAAAGUGUUCCGCUAAAUACUCAGAAUGUGCAAAGUGUUCGUUAAGGAAAAAGUUUGGGAACCACUGGUCUAGCCUAUACUUUGAUCAAGUACAUGCUUUUGUUCAGGGAAAGUGAAUUAUUUGUUGUAUUCUCCAGUGAACCAUACAUGCAACAACAAACUCUUUUCUGUAUUUCAUCUUUUUUUUACCUCAUUCCCAAAAGCUCAGCAUUUCCCAAACUCAGGCACCAUUGGUCCACAUUAAUCCUAGUUUUUAUGGUCAUUAGACCUUUUAGGUGAUUCUAAUAGAGCUGAAAAAUAAUAAAAGCUUACACUAAAUUUGGUGAUUAAGUAGACCAAAACUGUUGUGUUUGUUGAACAUGAGAAAUUCUCCCUGUUUAAAAAUUUGUUAGACUUUUUUAUUUCUGUAUUUGGCUGUUGUUUUUUCUCCCACUUUUCAAUGCUUACAUUGUUGAAAAGAAUUUAACAUUGAAAAAUAAAAAUAUUGGCGUGAAUGUAAGUUUCAAUGAAAGAUGAAUUUGUAGAUGAUGACAGACAAUUGAAUUGAAUGCUUAGGUGAGUGUAAGAUUGAAUUUUAAUGUGAACAUUGAGCAAAAUAAAAAACAAUAUAAACAAUAAUAAAGAAAUGA